UCGGAUCGCGCGGGCGGCGUUCUAUACUGGCCGCGCGGCCGGCAUCAUAUCCGAACGAACGAACUGUCCCACUCGUGUGCCGUGUUUACGAAACACUAUCCUGUUACAACCCUAUUAAGAUUAAAAAAAUAUAUGAAUAGAACCAUUUAAAGAAUUCAAGCCUUUUUGGAUAAAAUUUGUGCUGUGCCGUCGGAGUUUGGAUUUUUUUUUUGAUCGAAAUACUCUUUUUUGGAACGAGCGCCAAUCGUGUUUGUAUGGACUGUUGACUGCAUCAGAAAUCAAAGAAAAUGGCUGAAAACGGGUACGGCCCAGCCGCUGGACACAUCGGCAGAAUUCCCAACUUCGGAAGAACUCAAGUCAACCCAAUGGGUAACGUCGAGCCACCAGCAUGUAUUCAAAACGCCAUGAUGACGAAAGACAAGAAACCCUUCACAUACACACCAGGCGGUCUUGAUUUGUCACAAAUACGAACUCCAAGCAUGGCGCGAAGAAUGGCAAGACAGAGGUCUUUAGAAGAGCAGGAACAGCAAUACGGUCAACAGCCAAUGAAUGGCGGUUAUCACCCACAAGGAGGGCCAGCUCCUCCACCACCCCCUCCCAUGAAAAUGCCAGUCCCUCCCCCUCCCCCACCACCAAUAGUCAUCCAAGCUCCGAACUCAAAAUCCCCGAAACCCAUUGCACCCGGUGAACGACCCGAAAUUGUUAUCCCAGAAAACCCUAUUGGAAUGUUACGAAAAACGAACAGCCCUUACCACUGGGAGGCUGAGAAGGCAGAGCUUCAGAAAAUAGGAAAUACGCCUAAGUAUGUAGAGAAGGUCCCCAGUCCCUUGACGGUGAAAAUGCCGCCUACGUCAUUCACUCAGCAACAACCUCAAACUUACACGCCACCCUCACAGAAUAAUAUCCAACGUUCCCCGUACGGCAAUCAGCGUAACCCUGAAAGCCCUAUUUACAAGCCCGAAGCUCAGUAUGCACACCAACAUUCUGCUUCCCCACAAGGGUCACCUCCAACGAGGGAAAUUUUGCAACGGCAGGACUCUCAAUUCAACAAGAGUCCUCAGCCAUUCGCGGGUAUGCCUUCCUCAAACAGCUCUCCGUACUCACCGAGUCCCAAUAACAACUGGAGACAACCGGAGAAACGGGACUCCCCCGCAAACAACAGCCCACAAUCUGCACAUUCGAACCGCGGACCAUUCUCACCCAACAUCCAGCAAUACUCUCCCAACAACCAGCAGUAUUCACCUAACAAUCAGUAUUCCCAGAAUCAACAACACCAAAGCCCACCAACCAACUCCGGUCCUGUCUUCCAUACCUUACCCAGAGUUGGACAGAGAAAUGCUGAUGCACAGAAUAAUAAUGUAAUGUACAACAACACUAAGCCCAGUCCUCCUACUGAGUCAAACGCUGCACCUUGGAGGUCAGCAACUCUAAACAGACAUCCUCGGGAGCAAGAGAAUCAGCAACCAAUUUAUAAUAAUACCAAUUCUAACCAAGAACAGUACGUUCCACCAUGGAAAGUUAACCAAAACAAUAAUACAGUAGCAAAUAACGAAAAUACUUACGUUCCUCCAUGGAAACAAGAAAAUAAACAACAACAACAGCAGCAAUAUGUUCCUCCGUGGGUAAAUUCACAGGACUCCAAUAACAACCGCGUGCAAGAAAAUCAAAACCAUUCUGCACCUUGGAGAACUCAUGAAGCUCCUUCGUCACCACCCAAGCCGCAACAACAGGAGCAACCACGUUACCAAUCGACGAUGUCCAUUCCUGUGACACCCAGGAAACAAAACCAGCAACCUGAAUACAAUAACGCUCCACAAAAAGAAGUUGUGUAUGUGAAUGAGGAGCCCGUAUACUUCUGUCCCGACAGUCCAAAAUCUAUUCCACCAUGGGUGAAAACCCAGAAGGAAAAGACUAAGACUCCACCACCCACCUGGGUUCAGAGACCGUUAGAAGGCAGGAAAAGCCUUACACGAGAGCUGAACACACCACCUCGUGAAACGAACCAAGAACCUGAAUGGGUGAGGAAGAGUAACGAAAUGCAAAGAGGGGCACGCGAAGUCAUCAGCCCUCCCAAAUACCAACAGCCUGUACAGCCCUCAUGGUCGACGCGUCCUUCAGAAAACCGUAAGAGCUUACCUAGAGACAAUGGUCCAGGAUCACCAGGAGCAAGGGUCAUUCCUAUCCAAAUGGAAGUUUCUACAACAGAGACUAGAGAUUCGAGACAAGGAGGUCACCCACAGCCUGGCCUGAGGAUUACAAUUGGUAUGAAUCAGAAUCCUGAAGCUCGUGCACCAUUCUCGCCACCAACUCAACGAAUCAUGAGAGUGUUGUCACCUCAACUGGUGAGGUUAGAAGACUCAAACCAGCAACCUGAUCUGCCGACCUUGAAUAGGACUUUUCAAGACAGUCAGCCAAAGACGAGGAUAAUCCCGAUUCAGAUUGAGGGUGGAAAUGGAGGGGCAAACAAAAGCUUCGGUGGGCGGUAUUAAGGGAGCGACGGUUCAAAUGUAUACUACCACAAAUUCACGCAAGAGGGCCCCCCAAGACAAUCGAAGGCGUUCCGCGUUCUACAGAUUAUAACAGGCACCGAGGAUCUGGACAACAUACAAGUGAUCGAAAAACAUCACGGAUUCACCGAUUUAUAAUCAUAAUUAUAUGUAAAUAUAUAUAUUAUUAAUUAAUUUAUAAUAUAUUUGUUGUAAGUCUAAAUAUAAAAAAUAAUAAGGCAAUCCACGCGAGUAUAGUUAGUUUACAAUUUUAUGUAACACAAAAUGUAUAGUGUUGUAAACAUUGUAUACAUGUAAUGGUUAUUUGAUAACUUUCUACAUAUUUGAUAAAUCUAAAUUAAUUUGUGAUACACUUACUAAAAUACUAUUUGAGUAUGAAUAAGGUUUCCUAAUUUAUAUAACCAAAAGCUAACUUUCCUGUAAUCGUUACGUUUUAGAAUAAAUUGUAUAAUAAAAUUAGCGUUCGGAUUUAUUAAUGGUUUAUUUUUAAACAUAAAAGCGCGAUGUACUCUGAAUAUUUUUGAAAAUAAUUUAGAAGUACAGAAUCAUAAAUAGUUAUAUAUUAUAUAAUAAUUAAUAUAAACGAAAAAUAUACUUUGUGUAUAUAAAUCGAAUAAUAAUGGCGAACCGAAAUAAUAAUAAUAUUGCUUUUAUUUCGGAAUUUUACUAAUGCUCACGGACACAGCUAGCUUACCAAAGAAUUUUUAGAUGUAAUUAAUAAAUUAUUCUUAGAAAUAGCGGAAUAAUGUUUAAUUAUAGUGUUGGCAUAAUAUAAUAAAAUAGGCAUAAGUAGGUAUUCUAAUAUGUACUUAUUAAUAAGUAAUAAUUAUUUUAAAAGUUACCAACCUUUAUUUAUAUUUUCACUUACAUUUAUUAAAUUAUGAAUGCAUGUUUCUCGUGACUAAUUUCCUUUUACAUAUUUAUUAUUUAUACGUAUAUUUUGCUUUUAUUUAUAUAUAUUCGAUAUUUAUUACAUAUUUACCUUGCAAAUUAAUUCGUAGUCCCUACUAACUCCUAUAUAAUUUAUAUAUUUAUUUUAAUGAUGAUUAUAUAUAUUGUUUUGGAACGGAUUAACGAAGUUAUGAGUACUAACUUACUUAAAAAAUGAUAAUUCGUAUUUUCAUAACGAUGUUGGCAUUUCCGAAGUUUCCGAAAAAAUAAUUUUUUUUUUGUAUUGUGAUUAACUAAAAUCAUUGUUAAGAACUUUAGUGAUGUUACUGGUUGUAUAACGAUUUUUCUUCGUACGUAUUAUCUUCAUGUCGGUAUAUACGUAUCUCUGAUACAUAUGCAAAAAUAAAUCAUACUUCAAGAGAAAAAUAUAAUUUCUAAAAUUGUGUUCAUAUAUUUACGAAUACAUGACGAGGUAAAAAAAUAAUUACAAAAAGGUAACAAUAAAGUAUAAUCAAGUGUAAUUGUUAUAAUGAUCGGUAAUAAUCACUAUUAAGUUCUAAACAAAAUAUUGAAAACAGACGAGGGGUGUGGCAAUCUAGUCAGUGUGAUCUUUCUUAAGUAUAUUACGUAUACUAUUGUACGCCUAGGUAUUAUAAAAUAUAUUUUAUAUUAAAAUUA
Molecule: messenger RNA, 4076 nt
Organism: Helicoverpa zea (corn earworm)
Lineage: Eukaryota; Metazoa; Arthropoda; Insecta; Lepidoptera; Noctuidae
Product: extensin-like
Exons: 6
Coding region: 288-2489 (733 amino acids)
Source: RefSeq, a predicted model, not a curated record